Molecule: messenger RNA, 1707 nt
Organism: Coprinopsis cinerea okayama7#130
Lineage: Eukaryota; Fungi; Basidiomycota; Agaricomycetes; Agaricales; Psathyrellaceae
Exons: 2
Coding region: 1-1707 (568 amino acids)
Molecular function (GO): protein binding
Source: RefSeq, a predicted model, not a curated record
AUGCGGAGUGCUCGCCAACAUAACGAGCACACCCGUCUCCGCCGUGUAUUUCGCCGAACGUUAGAGGCUCGAGGCUCUGAGCUUGAUGCUCGCUCUCCCCAGUUCGGCUUUGGUUUUGGAAAUGAUCGUGGGCGAGGGGAUGGUCGAGGCAAUGGUCGGGGCGACAGUCGUGGCAGGAACCACUCACCUUCCAGAGGACGAGGACGAGACCGGGAUCGCGGUGGAAACGAUAGGAAUAGUGGGGGCGGAAAUUGGUGGACUGGUAAUGGCAAUGGGAACGGUAAUGGGAACGGGAACAACGGAGGCAACAAUCCCCCUCCAGCCCAACCUCCGGCCCCAGCGAUAACGACUCCGCAAGCACCUGCUCCAACUCCCGCACCUGCUCCUCCUUCAGGAAGUAACAAUAACUCAAACUCUGGAAAUGAAAACGGCAGUUCGAAUUCCGGAGGUAACUCUGGUACUUCUGGCUCUUGGGGAAACGCAGGUUCCGAUGCUUCGGCAAACGAUCCAGGAGUAAAUCGACAAGUUUCAAGUGCCAUUGGAACGCCUUCGACCUCUUCAACAAGCACGACCAUCCGAGGCGGUCGUGUUUCGACUGGAACCACCCUUCCAACCGAUGUUCCUAUCACGGGCGCUCCACCCAUUUCCACGAACGGGCCUGUGGACGAUGCUAUCCAGCCGCCAAACACCAUCGCCCAGACAGGCGGGGCUAAGAAGGGUAUAUCUGGGGGCGCAAUUGCGGCAAUUGUUGUCGUCAUCCUCCUGCUCGCCCUCCUCUUGUUCGUGCUGGUUGCCCGAAGAAGAUGGGUGGCUCGCCGUCACGAUCGUCUGCGCAACUGGUGGAUCAACAGGAGGCGAAACUCCCGCACGUAUGAUGACAAGUACGGUUUCCCAGACGAGAAGAAAGCACUCCCUCCAACCCCAACGGAAAGCGCGUUCGCCAGAAAUUUCGAACGUUCUGCAAGCCCAUUGGGCCUCAACAGUAUCGUUCCAACUGCGCCACCGGUGGCUGAAGUCCGUCGACUGCGAAACGGUUCCGACGCCCAUCUUGUCGAUCCGACUAAUAGAGAUCGGUACUCCAUUGGAAGCAUCAACAGCAAUGAUUCCUUUGUUGUCCAUGUUCCAACCUCACAAUCUCAUCGGGUCUCCGGUACCGAGUCCUUCAAAUUCCCCAAGCCUCCCAGCGACCGGGCAACGGAAGCUACCUCCGUUCAUUCCAGGUUCGGCAGCAACAGCAGCAAUGCAACAUCGUUCGCCGCUGUCUGUUCAACGCCACUGACCAAGACCCAUCCCACGAGCUCGCUGUCUCGUCCACCGUUGACACGAACAGGCGGAGGCCGCUCUGAUACCAUCCCCAAUCCAUUUGCAGACACAGACAGCGCGUCCUCCAUUCACAACCCAUUCGCAGACGAUUCACUGGACGGUCACUCUGCAGUUGGAGUGGCCAAUUUCUCCGAGAUCGAGACCAUCCGUCGUUCAUUCAGGCCAUCCUUGAAGGACGAGCUGGCCGUGAAACCAGAUGACAAGGUCAAGAUCAUCCAAACCUUUGACGACGGCUGGGGUCUAGUCGAACGGCUGGAUGGCUCUGGCCAAAAGGGUCUCAUUCCUUUAGCCUGCCUCCGCGAAGCUGGCGAGGAGCUUUCCAGCCUUCUCAACACCAAACGCGUCCAGAGUUUCCACGCAAAAGUUUCCAAUCAUAUGGGUUGA